AUGGAAACUAUUGAACAAGUUUUACAAUCAUUUAAUUCAAUUUUAAUACAAUAUGAUGAAAAUAAUAAUUCAUUUCCAAAUCUAACAUCAAUUAAAGAAUUAAUUCAAUUAAUACUUCAUUCAAAUGAAAAAUAUUUUUAUGAAUCUGAUUUUUUAAAUCAUCGUUUAUUUUCUAUUUUACGUGAUUGGUAUUUAAAAUUUUUACGUCAUUGGCGUCUUGGUACACAAUCGAAUGAUGAUGAAUUUUAUUUUGUUUUUGAUACAAUACCAAAUUUAUUUGUUAAAAUGUCAAAUCAUAUUUCAGAAAAAAAUAUAUUAAUAUUAAAAGAACUUAUAUUUCAUAAAUCACUUAUUAAUGAAUUAAAUAUAUUUCUUGAAGAAAUAAGUUUAAAUGGGAAAUAUUUACAAGAUCCACAAAUAAAAUCUCUCGAUAACAUAUUUCGAGCUAUUCAACGUCUUGAACGAAGUCGUUUUGAUAAUAAAAUUGAUCCAUUAUUAACAAAAUUAUUUGAUAAUAUUGUAAAAUGUAUUUGUUCAACAUCAUUUAUUGAAAUGUUUAUACAUUCAACAACACAAGAAAUCGAUGAUCCAGGACAAAAAAUUUUAUUACAUACAUGUACGGAUUAUAUUUAUUCUCAUCCAACUGAUCAACAACAUAAACAAUGUUUACUUGAUAUUCGUCAAUCACUUCUUCAUCCAUUUUCUCAAUGGUUAUCACAACAAAGAUCUUCAUUUCGUUCAUGGAAUAUUCGAAUGACUGUUAUAUUACGUCAACUUUGUUUUAUUCUUACACUUAGUAUUCAAUUAAAUCGUUAUGCAAUUCUUGAUAAAGAUACAUUCAAUGGUUAUUGUCAAUUGAUUGAUUCAUUUAUUAUUAUACUUCAAUCAAUAAUUCAAACUGAAAAUAUGAUUAAUAAUAAAUUAAAUCAAUCAUUAAUGGGAACAUUAACACCAAAUUUAUAUACAAUGACAUUAUCAAAUCAAUUAGAAAUCUAUAUUAAAAAUAAACAUAUAACAUCAUUAAUUUUAAAAUUAGCUGAUAUUGAAAAUGAUGAAAUACAAUUAAAUGCAUUUCGAAUACUUUCAUCAAUAAUAACUGAACAAGAUACAAAAACAAUGUCAAAUUCAAUGACUAUUGCUAAUCUUUUUAGAAAAUUUCUUGAUAAAGCUAUUGAUGAUCCAAAUCAAAUGUUAAAAUUUUAUAAUUUACUUCGUUGUCUUAAACAUUUAAUUCAAUAUGAUCAAAUUAAACAAGAAUUAAUAAAACAAAAUGGAGUUUUAUUACUUCUUCGUUGUAUAACAGAAACAAAAUUUAAACCACUUCAAGCACAACAACCAGCAUUAGAAAUUCUCUUAGCUUUAACAUUUACUAAUGAAGCCUAUUGUGUAUUAAAAGAAAAUGUAAACCAUAUAAAAUCCUUAUUAUCAUCACCUCAUCAAGGUGUAUCACGAACUGUUGAUAGUCUUCUAUGGAGAUUAAAAACACAAGAAGAAAUACUUUUAAAACCAAAACCUAUUGGUAAUACUUAUAAAUAUGAUGUGAUGAUAUCAUAUUCUCAUUCUGAUAAAGAUUUAACUUAUCGAAUAUAUGAUCAACUUAUUAAAGAUGAUUUUUGUGUAUGGAUAGAUCGUGAUGAAACAUUUGGAACAACAAUGAUUACGAAAGCUGAUAUUAUUGAUCAAUCACAAUAUAUUAUUAUUUGUAUAUCAGAUGAAUAUAAACAAAAUUUAUAUUGUCGAUGUGAAGCAUAUUAUGCUUAUGAACGUCAGUGUCAAAUAAUUCCAGUAAUUUUAACAUUAAAUUAUCAUCCAGAUGGAUGGCUAACUAAUAUAAUUAAUAGAACAAAUUAUAUUGAUUUUGUUCUACUUGAUUUUCCCUUGGCUUAUAAGGCAUUAAAAAGCGAAUUAAAUCAAUCAUUAGAUUCCCAUCCAGAAUUAGAACAAAUAUCUUCGUGUACAACAAGUGAAUAUUUAUCUACAAUUGAACAGUGGACAACAGAAGAUGUUAAAUUAUUUUUAAUUGAUAAUAAAUUCAGUUGUCUAUUACCAAUUAUUUCCGAAAUGAAUGGAUAUCUUUUAAAUGAUUUAUAUACAAUGUGUAAACAAAAUCGAGAAUCAAUGUUUCAUACAUUGAAAAAUGAAUUAUUAACAUUGGAUAAAAAUGCUCAACCUUUGACACUUUUUAUUUAUCUUCGAUUUCUUAAUGAGAUUAAAAAAUAUAUUUCAAAAGCAAUUGUUAUAGAUUAA
Messenger RNA from Adineta steineri, 2247 nucleotides. Lineage: Eukaryota; Metazoa; Rotifera; Eurotatoria; Adinetida; Adinetidae. The record is from the annotation of a GenBank genome assembly.